Molecule: messenger RNA, 1909 nt
Organism: Hipposideros armiger (great roundleaf bat)
Lineage: Eukaryota; Metazoa; Chordata; Mammalia; Chiroptera; Hipposideridae
Gene: IFNLR1
Product: interferon lambda receptor 1
Exons: 3
Coding region: 405-1511 (368 amino acids)
Source: RefSeq, a predicted model, not a curated record
AAAAAUUAUUGUAAUAUUGUACAUUCUUUUUCACUUAGUCUUUGAAAGCCGGUGUGUAUUUUAUAUUUAGAACCCAUAUUAGUUUGGACCAGCCACACAUUUCAAGUGCUCAGUGGCAGGCAGCCCUAGAAUUUUCUGUGUCUGUAAUGGCUGAAUGAUGCUGCCCUCCCCCCUCAAAUAAGUUGGGAGGCCCUUAGGGUAAGGAAUCCUGAGGAAUAUGCUCCUCAAAGUAAGGACCAGUAGGCCCUGCAUGGGGGUGAGUGGGUAAUGACCCUGAGUAGCAGGGCUACUUUUGAACCCAGACCAUCUCUACCUCGAAACUCAGCAGAAAAGAAACCAGAUAGUAUUGGGAAGUGCUUCCUUAACGCUUGAACUUUACAGGAAAAGACGAUGCAUGAUUGCAGAUGGACCCUGCUGCCACCCCCACCCUGUGCUGGCUGUAUGGAACAGUCCCCACAGCAGGUCUGCUCACCUCUGCUUCUCUCUCCAAACAGACCCGAUUUCCACUCACUUCCCAUGGCCAGCCAGUCCAGAUCUCCCUCCAGCCAGCCACGAAAGGACAGCACUGUCUCAGUGCCAGAACCAUCUACACCUUCAGCGACACUAAAUACAGCGAGUUCUCCAAGCCCACCUGCCUGACUCUGGAGGCCUCAAGAGUUAACUGGGCAUUCCUGGCGCUGCUACCACUUCUGCUGCCACUGCUGUUGGUUAGUGCUACAGGCCGUGUAAUCUGGAAGAGCUUCACAGGGAACCCCUGGUUUCAGCGGACAAAGAUGCCAUGGGCCCUGGACUUUUCUGGACACAAACGUCCCGUGGCAACCUUUGAGCCCAGUGGCCCAGAGUCGCUGGAUGACUUGACCCUCUGUCCUCAAAAGGAGGUGACCAGAAGGGUCAGGCUGACCCCUAGAGUCAGGGCCCCAGCCACCAUCCAGGCAGAAUCCGAGGACAGUGCUGAGGAAGAUGUCGACACAGACAACACCAUCAGCUUCCAGCCCUACAUCAAACCCUCCCGCUUCCUGGAGCAGGAGCACCAGACCCUGGAGCACUCUGAGGCAGGGGUCCAGGUCAUAGGCUCCCCUGCCUGGGACUCUUCAGACAGAAGCUGGGCUAGCACUGUGAGCUCCUCCACCUGGGAGGAGGCCGGGUCCUCUGGCUAUUUGGUCAAGAAGGGGCCAGGCCAAGGGCUGAGUAGGGACGAGUGUGAGGAGCCUCCCCUAGUCCCCGAAUUCUCCAAGGACUUGGGUUCCCUGGAAGAGCCCCCAAAAGACGACCUCUCCUCCUGGGCCAGCUGGGGCUCCUUAGCACCAAGGCCCCUAGUUUCCCUUCGGACACUGACCUUCUGGGACAGCAGCCCUGACGAGGAGGAGGAGGAGGAGGAGGAAGAAGAGGAGGAAGAAGAGGGUGAGAGGGAAUCAGAAAUUGAGGACAGCAGUACCAGCAGCUGCGGGGCUGACAGCCUCCAGAGGACCGAGGCCGGGGGUAGGACACUGGGGCAUUAUAUGGCCAGGUGAGCUGUCCUCCGGCUUCCUGCCGAAUCUGGUGCUACUGAGCUUCUCACGGACCCAAGACACCACUGAGACUUGAAAACCUGGAGCUUCGUCACUGGGGUGGCAGAGGGCUCUUGCAGCUAAUGGAGGCUGUGUGUCAGUUAGGUUGAGCAGUAAGAAGCCACACCAUCCUAUGACCCACCAGCUUUGGGCUGGGCUCAAAGGACUAGACAAAAGGAUGGGCUGCCCACUGUCCCACUGUCCCUGGGUGACAGGCCAGGUAGAAAAAGCAUCCCUGGACCACAUGAAACAGGUGAGGUCAGAUCGUAGUGGCCAUCAAGGGUUGACACCACAUUGGGGCCAUCUGGACUGAGGGGAGGAAGUUUGGAGGAACAGCUGAAUCAGUUUCCUGCCUUUCUCCA